This is a messenger RNA of Zophobas morio, 615 nucleotides long. RefSeq names its product mitochondrial intermembrane space import and assembly protein 40-B-like. Gene Ontology annotation, cellular component: mitochondrial intermembrane space. Gene Ontology annotation, molecular function: protein-disulfide reductase activity. The coding region runs from base 27 to 569 and encodes 180 amino acids. The transcript has 3 exons. Lineage: Eukaryota; Metazoa; Arthropoda; Insecta; Coleoptera; Tenebrionidae. Gene Ontology annotation, biological process: protein import into mitochondrial intermembrane space. The record is from RefSeq and is a predicted model, not a curated record.
AAUAGUUUAAAUGAGUACAUUGAGCGAUGAGCGUAAAUAGCCAUCAUAAAAAAGUUACUGAAAAAGAAAAUGAUUUUAACAAAACUCAAACUCCAGAAGUACACAGCGAACUUCAUAGAACUCAGGAGAUGAAAGAAAAAGUCAGUAAAACUAAAAAGAAAGACUCCUCUGUUCCGCUUGACUCUGUUGAUGUAGAAAACCACGUUAAUAUUGAUUCACAAGAGAGCUUAAAUCCAGAAAGUGCUGUUAAAGAAAAUGGCGAAAUAGAUUGGGACUGCCCUUGUCUACAAGGAAUGGCUCACGGCCCUUGUGGUAACGAAUUUAAAGAGGCAUUUUCUUGUUUUGUUAAUAGCAAAGAAGAGGAGAAAAAACCAAAAGGUUAUGAAUGCGUGACAUAUUUUAGGGCCAUGCACGAUUGCAUGACUGAAAAUGCAGAACACUACCUUCAAUAUUUAAAGGACGAUGAAGGAGAAGAAGAAGUUGAUAUUUCUAGUCAAAGUAGCCAGAACUCUUCUAAAGAAACAAACGAAGAAGGCGAUAAUACUGCUCCAGAAGUGUCUGGGCUUUAAAUUUUAUUAAGGAAUAGUGUUUUUUUCUUUUUCCUUCUUCUACUGU